Messenger RNA from Cyprinodon variegatus (sheepshead minnow), 1502 nucleotides. It is a transcript of the gene nup43, whose product is annotated as nucleoporin 43kDa. The coding region runs from base 116 to 1228 and encodes 370 amino acids. Gene Ontology annotation, molecular function: protein binding. Gene Ontology annotation, cellular component: nuclear pore outer ring. The transcript is spliced from 8 exons. Lineage: Eukaryota; Metazoa; Chordata; Actinopteri; Cyprinodontiformes; Cyprinodontidae. The record is from RefSeq and is a predicted model, not a curated record.
UGCUUGAACCUUACGCGCCACCGUAGCGACGUAUAAAGUGGCGGUUGUGUGCGUAGAAUGCUAAGCUAACUUUAGACUUGACUUGUUUUUUAAUUGAUAUAAAGAGUGACUUUCAAUGGAAAGUGCUACAUACGUGUCUCAAAAAAUCAGCAAGACGAGAUGGCGUCCUGUCUCUUAUUCGGCUUUACAGCAGCCUGAUAUAUUUGCCACCGGAUCAUGGGACAACGAGGAAAACAAGGUUUCUGUUUGGUCGAUUGGGGAUCAAGGCAGAUCUGAUCUGGAAGAUGGAUUUGAAGGAGACCCACAGCUCCUCUGUGAAUAUAACCACGAUGGGGAUGUUCUUGACCUUCAGUUUUUGGACCAGGAAAGAUUUGUCACAGUCUCAUCCACAGGAGCCGUCACCAUCUUCCGCCACCACCAAAACAGUCAGACACUCUCAGUAACCCAGCAAUGGGCGAAAGCACAUCGUUUCCCCUGUAAUAAUGCCCCCAGCACAGGAGUCGCCUGCAGCACUCCUGAAGUUGUAACAGUGGGGGAGGACGGCAGGAUAAUUGUCUUCAGAGUCGACCAGGAAGGAGUGGUUCGAGUCAUAGAUAAUGCAGACAGCAGCACGCUUCAUGCUGUGACUUACCUGAGGACAACAGAGGUUUUGACCGUGAACUCCAUCGGCCAGCUCAAGUUGUGGGAUUUGAGGCAGCAGAGCAGCUCACCAUCACAGAUUCUAUCAUUGUCAGGAGAUAGAGUACCUUUAUACUGUGUUGACAGACAUCCCAACCAACAGCACAUUGUGGCCACAGGAGGCCAGGAUGGAAUGCUCUGCGUCUGGGAUGUGAGGCAAGGCAACAUGCCCUUCUCUCUCAUGGAGGCGCACUCAGCUGAAAUGUGGGAGGUUCACUUCCAUCCUACAAACCCAGAUCAUCUGUUUACGUGUUCAGAGGACGGCUCUCUGCUGCACUGGGAGACCUCCUCCCCAUCGGAAAUGCCCUCCUUCUUACAAGGAGGUAGGAACAGCAGCAUGACCUCACGUAGCGCGAUGGCCCCGGCUGGAGGUAAUCAGUCCAUCGUCAGCGCCUGGCUCCGUGGAGACUCCAGUAAAUCCCGCCUGGAGACGACUCACAUGCUGCCCACCCAGACGCUGUCAGUCAACAGCUUGGAUGUGCUUGGGCAGUGUUUGGUCUGUGGGACUGAUGGAGAAGCAAUUUUUAUCAACAGACAAGUCCCAGUUUAAUGGCGCUGUUUGCAAAUGCAAAUGUUAUUUUCCUUGUUUCAGGCACAGCAGAGCCUGGUAUGAACUUUUUUACUCUGUUAUUGCAUUUUCAACAAUUUUCAAGAACGCCGAUUAUCUUUUUCUUAAUGAAUCUGUCUGUCAUGCAUGCCUGACUUGGAUUUGCAGUGAUAUAUUAUUAGAAAUUAAAGACUUGUAGACGGUUUCACACAUUACGUUUCAGUUUACAAAUACAUUUUGUACAGAUUACUUUAAAAAGAAAUGAAUAAAACGAAAC